Molecule: messenger RNA, 1221 nt
Organism: Candoia aspera
Lineage: Eukaryota; Metazoa; Chordata; Lepidosauria; Squamata; Candoiidae
Exons: 3
Coding region: 178-1221 (347 amino acids)
Source: RefSeq, a predicted model, not a curated record
UCAUAGUAUCCAGGAGGUUUGGAUAUCUUAGAGUUGAUAUGCCUUAUUAAAGCUCAUGUAAACAUUUUACUGGGAUCCUUUGCAAUCUGUGGAAGACUCUUCUGGGAUGUUCACUGAUGAGCAUUCAGCUGUUUCCCACCUUUACAUUUCCAGGAAGAACAAAGGCAAUCAUCAGUCAUGAUGGAUAAAGGUUGUGCUCCCUCUCCAUGCAGGAUCCGAAGGUGUAUCCCAGCCUUAGGUGCCUCAUCUCAUUGCAGCCGCAUCCCAGGAUGUUCAGUUCGCUCACCUGGGACUGGGGGUUUAGGAUCUGUUGGCCCUAGCUUGAAAAAAGACUCCUUAUUCAUGCAGGGUUCCCCCAAACAGACUCUUUUGGCAAAGGGCAAAGGAAUACCCAGACCUGCUUCCAGGCUUAUUCCUCCCAAAUCUCCACGGAGCCAUGACGUUCUGGUAUCAUGUCCUCUUCCCGCCAGAUCCCAGUCACUUCAGCAGACAGCAGCCAAUGGUUUGGAAACGCGGAAACUCAGCUCCAUCUCUUUUACCUUUCAUCAAAGCAACAGCACUCCUCCAACCACCCGGCAACUCAUUUGGCAUCCCAUGGCAAGAAGAGAAUUCCAGAAGGUAUCCCUGAGAAAGGAAAGCCCAGGGAGGUUCAGAAACCAGCCUUUGCCAUGUUCUCAGCUGCUAUCUGGACCACAAACCUUGCCAGAGAGUACAGAGGAGUACAUUCCUGAUUCACAAACCAACUCCUGCCUUGAAGAUGCAAUCCAGAGUUCAGAGAAAGAAACACCACAUUCAGAGAAAAAAAUAGGCUUUGAUAGCUUUCCAUCACAUCUUCCUCAGGCACAUACCAAAACCAUGGGAAAGGAUCCUAUGAGUUCUAUCCUGGCAGAAGCUGUACAUGAAGCCCUGGUUUCCCUGGACAGAAAUGGCAUUCCAAGAGUCACACUCCAGGGCUUAACAGGAUCUGUAAAGAUACUCUCUUCCUUUCCUCAGGAGGGUCCUGAAGAGCAAACUGGUAUGGACCACUGUUUUAUGGCAAAUUCCACAACCAUUCCUGUGGUAAAUGCAACUGAGUCGGAAUAUUUCUCAGAUAAUAUGGAGAACAUUAUCAAGGAAUACCACAAGUUGUAUCUGGUGGAACUUGUUGAAAAAUUUUUUGCUAUGCUGAUUGGUAGUUGUUUUUCAACACCACGGUCUCCAGGAGGUCUCUUUCCAUUCUAG